GUCAUGUUCCUGUAAUUAUCUCACUAAACCAGGGCCCAUCUUCUUCCUCGUCUCGUCACUGAUCUAUAAAUCCCGAAUCUCGCAUCUUAAGCCUCAAGGAACACCUUAUACUCCUGUCAAUCUUAAUCCACAUAUCCAUGGCUUCCCGCUACGAGGUGGAAGUGAAGCUUGAAUCUGCCAAGAAACUCAAGAACGUGAACUGGCGCCACGGCCCCAAUCGCCCAUACGCCGUCGUUUGGGUUGAUCCCAAGAACAAGUGCUCCACCCGGGUCGACGAAUCCGGCGACACCGAAGCCGUCUGGGAUGAGAAGCUCCGCAUCCCCUUGCCUCCCGGCCCCAUCGAGGACUUCACCCUCUUCAUCGACGUGGUCCACGCCGGCUCCGAGGAGGACACCAAGCCGCUCAUUGGCUCCGCUAAGCUUAAGCUCAACGAGGUUCUACAGGACGUCGGAAUUGGCGAUCGCGCCACCAGCAAUUUGACCCUGAAGCGACCAUCGGGGAGGCCGCAGGGUAAGGUGGGCGUUGGGGUUUCCAUCAGAGAAAUAGGCUACCCAGCUCCUGGUUCGUACCAGGCUCCGCCUUACGGCGUCCCACCGGCAUCAGUGUCACGCGAUUUCUCCGGGGCUUCGCCGGCGUAUGGUUAUCAGCACGGCGUGCCACACGAUCCGUACUAUUCCGCGGCGCCGCCGGCUGGGUACCCGUACAGUGGUUACAAUGCGCCGCCGCCGCCGCCAACGGCCUACGGACAGCCGAGCUACGGUUAUGGUCAGGGGGGUGAUCAGCCGGCGUACGGAGGCGAGGAGAAGAAGAAGAGCAAGUUUGGGGGGAUGGGGAUGGGGACGGGAUUGGCUGUGGGCGCAGUGGCUGGUGUGUUGGGUGGAGUUGCACUGUCAGAAGGUUUCGAUGCUUUCGAGGACCAUAUUGCAGAGAAAGCUGCAGAGAAAGUGGAAGAUGAUCUGGGUUACGAUGAGGGCGGGGACGACGAGUAGAAGAAAGCAUCGUUCAACUUCACUGUUACUGCCCUCUUUGGAAUGUUUUUAACUUUUUUAUCUGAAAAAUCGAAACACGCAUUCGGAUUCCAGCUGAAUUUACCCGAAAGAAUCCGAUCCUUUCAUGUCUUUCUUUGUAUUUGGAUUUGGAUUGAUCUCUCCUUGUCUCUCUUGCUCGCAGUUUUUGCAUCAUAGUCAUUUCUUCAAGCUAAA
Prosopis cineraria is the source of this 1202-nucleotide messenger RNA. RefSeq names its product protein SRC2 homolog. The coding region runs from base 138 to 989 and encodes 283 amino acids. Lineage: Eukaryota; Viridiplantae; Streptophyta; Magnoliopsida; Fabales; Fabaceae. The transcript has a single exon. Gene Ontology annotation, biological process: defense response. The record is from RefSeq and is a predicted model, not a curated record.